Dicrocoelium dendriticum is the source of this 477-nucleotide messenger RNA. The record is from the annotation of a GenBank genome assembly. NCBI's taxonomy places the organism in Eukaryota, Metazoa, Platyhelminthes, Trematoda, Plagiorchiida, Dicrocoeliidae.
AACCAACGUCACUUAUUUGAAGUGCAGUUCAGCACAACCAGCUUCGAUGAAGUGUUCCGCACCACACGUUAAGCUAACACGAACAGUGAUUGUGGAGGAGAAUGACUGUGAGCAACGUAACAGCAAGGUGAUCACAGUAAAGAGUGGUGUUCCACGCGUUUGUGAGACACGGGAAUUUCAUACUUGGAUGAAAGAUUGUACGGAGAGCAGAGAGGAGUCCACAGAGAAGUCCCAUAUUUUUCCCGACGGUGAUAAAGUGACCAAAAAGGACGGUGAUAAGGUCGAAUGUAGUUACUUUGAUCGUUCGGAGACCCAUCACACCACUCAUUCAAAAAACGACCUAUGAGAAACGAGGAGACCAUUCUUUAUCCGGCGUCCAACCUCAAAGCGGUAGAAAAUAUGAUGUAAUAAUAGUUGCUGUCAUUUUAUUACUUUGUUUACUAUCUCCUUGUUCUUCCAGCAAUAUCAAGAUAUUUG